Messenger RNA from Seminavis robusta, 3237 nucleotides. The record is from the annotation of a GenBank genome assembly. NCBI's taxonomy places the organism in Eukaryota, Bacillariophyta, Bacillariophyceae, Naviculales, Naviculaceae.
AUGGCGAGUGAUGAGGAUGAUGAUGCCCCUUCAAUAAGACGCCCAACUAAGCGACGCCGCAAAGAUCCGAGUUCAAAAUGUCAUGGUAUCCCCACUACAAUUCGAGCGCUCCUUGGACAUCAAGCCCGGAUUUUGCGAUUGGGUGACUACAUUCAAGCAAUCGCCCCAUCUCUGGAGUUUGACCUGAAGGAGGACCCUGCCUCAAACCAACACUUAAAUUCCUUGAUGAGACGACUGUCCAACACGGUGGUGUCACCUACUAAUCAUCAGGAUGCAAUCAAGCCAGUCUUCCAGAAGGUGACAAAGCCUCGCGUGGAAACAUCUUUGUUAUCUAUUGUUGAUGACGUUGUAUGGUCCCUGGUCGUCAACAAGAAACAAACACAAGUUAGGAAUGCCCUCUCGCAAGGGUAUGUGGUGGCGUCCGAAACGCUUUCCAAUCAAGUUACCGGUUGUUUCAUGCGACCUGGUGUCAUGAGUACACACCUAAACUCAAAUGCUUCCUUUUGCAAAAGCUCAAAACUGUUUCGCGUCCUACAUGCAAAGGUUGGCGAUGAAAUCGUACGAUUCCUGCUGUUGAAAACAAGCAUCUUCGUGCCUCACGAAACAACAACAACAACAACUGGAAAUCAACAACAUAACAAUUAUCAACUCGUCUGUGGACCAAUUCCCAAUGGGCGCCCUGCCAAUGCCACGCAGCCCAACACAGCAGGAAACAAGUCCCGUAGCCAUCGAUAUCUAAAGCCCCAUGCGACAAUCAACAGGCAAUCCAUGUUGGGUUCUGAUGCCUUUGUUCCUAAAGUAGGAUUGCCCAAGGAUCACAUUCUCAACGAUGAUGCUCCCAGAGAACAAGAGCUACUCUCGCGCAUGAUUCCCAUAAAUGACACCCCAAGUGGUAGGAAACGACCAAAAAGAUGGAACCGGCUCAAGGUCAUGGGCAUUCCCAUAUGCAAAGAUAUCAUAAAAGGAAGCAAAAAGUGUGAUUAUCAUCGACUAUUGGAUCGGUGUUGUCCAAUGCCAGAUGCCUUGAAGAACAGAAUACAUGAAGGAGAAAAGACGUUGGCACCCAAGGACGUUGCGACAUGCUGUACUCCAUCUGGCGAGGUAUUUGCUUUUCUCUCGAAAGCUCUACGGAUCGUCUUUCCUUUGAGAUUCUGGGGAUCAUCGCACAAUUUGGACACAUUUCUGGGGGUUGUGCAAACUUUUGUCAACCUAAGGAGGAGAGAAGCGCUCCCCAAUAAGACCUUGAUGAACCGAACUCGCGUUCUGGACUUUACGUGGUUGAUCGGGGAAGGAUCCUCACAUAAAAAACGCAAACUCUGUCGAACAGCCCACGAAGCUGCUACACGUCUUGUGACUACAGUGCUGAGGUGGGUAUUCAACGACUUCAUCGUGCCUCUCCUCAGGUCCAACUUUAUCUCCACGGAAUCCGAGUUCUCAGGCCGCAGAGUACUGUACUACAGGAAACCUACCUGGGCGUUGUUUCGAUCUCUGUCACUGAAACACUUGAAGACCAAACAAUACAAGGAGAUAAGCGCAGCUGAUGUGAAGGAACGCCUGCAAAUACAAAAGACAGGAUGCUCGAGGCUGCGGCUUCUCCCCAAGGCAACAGGUGUUCGACCGAUUGCCACCCUCUGCAAGCGUGACAACAGCCUUCUCUCAGACGGGAAACCGGCAAUGUGUCCGAUAGCAACGGAUCUCAAGCCUGCUGCCAAACGGCGCAAGGUUCGCCACAGUUCCAACCUCAAACCGUACGCUUCAAGUGCUGGCAGCAAACUCAAGUCUACGAAUGAAAUCCUUCGAGAUUCACUGGCUGUGCUCCAGUUUGAACACCAAAACAAUCCUCAACUGUUCGGGGGUGGACUUUUGGGCUUGCACGAAUUCUAUCCUCGGUGGCAUGAAUAUGUUUCCAAUGUGCAAGCCAGGGCACCACUCGGCAAACCUGUUCAGUCCUACUUUGCCAGUGUUGAUAUUCGGCGUUGCUACGACAACAUUGUUCAGGACCGUCUCUUGGAGCUUCUGAAUGGCAUCCUAUCAGAAGACAACUAUGCAAUAAACCGAUGCUCGUUGUUGCAGUCCACACCAGAAAGGAGUGGAAUUGCAAAGAGGCAACUCAAGCAAGUCUGCCCCGUUGAAACGUUUGAUAUCAUCCAAAGAGGAGGCAUUCUUCAGAGGAGCUCUCGAGAUGGUGCUGUCCUUCUCGACGAAGGAACCUCUAGUGUUGCCAAGAAGGGAGAAUUAAUGGAAUUGAUCAGAGAGCAUUUGCAGAGCCACGUCGUUGUGACCAGUGGACGUCAUAGAGAUGUCUUUCUCCAUCAAAGGAAAGGGAUUCCUCAAGGAAGUUCUCUGUCGUGUUUCUUGUGCAACUUCUACUAUGGUUCCCUCGAGCAAGAUGUGAUGGGUACUGAUGCACAAAACCAAUCAACGGAGGGGCAUGUUUCUCUACUUGUCCGCAUCAUCGAUGAUUUCUUGCUUGUGACAACGAAUAAAGCCUUGCACAAAUCCUUCUUGCAAGCCAUGCGACGAGGAAACCCGUCACUUGGGAUGACAAUCAACCAAGAGAAAGUCUUUUCCAGCAUCAAUCUUUCUCUCACCAACGAUGACGGGACUUCUUAUCAGGUCCAACGAGCACCAGACGCUGGUCUCCCGUGGUGUGGUUUACUGUUUGACACAGAAUCUUGCGGGGUCAAGCUGGACCUCUCUAGACUUGCAUGCGGCAAGGCCGCAGAUAGCCUGACGGUAGCUCGGACCAGGAAGGAAGGCGAACAACUGAGAAUUGCGAUGAAAAGUUUUGUGCGUCCAAGGUGCUACCCAAUCCUCUUUGAUCCUUCGAUCAACUCUCGACGGAAUAUAGACGCAAACUUUUUCGAUCUCAUGCUCAUUUGUGCUGUCAAGACGGAUGCUUAUGUCGCAAGCGGCAACAUGCUCAACUCUUCCAGCAGGAAUGUUGACUUUCUGCUUUCCUGUAUCGCUGAUACCAUAUUGUUUUCGCUGCAAUUGAUCAAGAGCCGCCACCGAAUGGGUGUGCAACAAUCCACCAGUGCGCCCCAUAUUGAUCUCACGAAGGCAAUGGCGCUAUCGCUCGGUUGGAAUGCCUUUCUCCUCAUCUUCCAAAGACGCCGGUACGAAUGGGGCUUGAUUGCCAGGGUGAAGAAGAAACUUCAGCGAUGCCCCCACAGUCCGCGUGUUCGCCUUGUACUUCUCGAGAGGAGGGAUCAUGUUCAUGUGUGGAUGCUUUGA